AUGGCGUCUGUUCGUGUAGUGCUGGCCGUGAACGGCGUGAGGCACGAGGCGGCCGGCGCUGACCUCUCCAUGUCGCUGAUCGAGUUCCUGCGCACACGGACGGCCGUCAGGGGCCCCAAACUUGGCUGCGCCGAAGGUGGAUGCGGUGCAUGUGUCGUCCUGAUAUCCAAGUAUGACCCGUCCACUGACGAGGUGAACGAGUUCUCAGCAAGCUCCUGCUUGACACUCCUUGGCAGCGUGAACCUAUGCGCAGUGACCACCAGUGAGGGCAUCGGCAACACAAAAGAUGGCUUCCACCCCGUGCAGCAGCGCCUCUCUGGUUUCCACGCCUCGCAGUGCGGUUUCUGCACCCCAGGCAUGUGCAUGUCCAUUUUCUCUGCACUCGUCAAGACUGAUAAGGAGGCUGGCCGUCCUGCUCCGCCUCAGGGGUUCUCCAAGCUCACCGCCUCCGAAGCCGAGAAGGCUAUCUCCGGCAACUUGUGCCGUUGUACCGGCUAUAGGCCCAUCAUCGAUGCCUGCAAGAGCUUCGCAUCUGAUGUUGACCUCGAGGACUUGGGCCUCAACUCCUUCUGGAAGAAAGGUAUAGACCAUGCAGAUGUUAGCAAGCUUCCGGCGUACAUCAGUGGCGCCAUCUGCACCUUCCCGGAGUUCCUCAAAUCUGAGAUCAAGUCUUCAGUAAACCAAAUGGACAAUGUCCCAAUCGAGAUAUCAGAUGACGACGGCUGGUACCAUCCUAGGAGCAUAGCUGAGUUUCAAGUGCUGUUGAAUUCCAACUGGUUUGAUGUAAAAUCAGUGAAGAUUGUGGCUUCAAACACUGGCUCUGGUGUGUACAAGGAGCAAGAUCUAUAUGACAAGUACAUCGACAUCAAAGGGAUUCCAGAGCUUUCAGUCAUCAACAGAAGCAGCAAGGGGGUUGAGAUCGGAGCAGCUGUGUCCAUCUCCAAAGCCAUUGAUGUUUUCUUGGAUGGAAACCUUGUUUUUAGAAAGAUCGCUGAUCAUCUGAACAUGGUAGCUACACCAUUUGUUCGGAACAUGGCCACCGUCGGGGGAAACAUAAUCAUGGCACAAAGGCUGCAGUUUCCGUCAGAUAUUGCAACCGUUCUUCUGGCUGCAGGUUCAACUGUCACCGUCCAGGUGGCUUCCAAGCGGCUGUGUUUUACAUUGGAGGACUUCUUGGAGCAGCCUCCUUGUGAUUCUAGAACCCUACUGCUCAACAUAUUUGUCCCAGAUUGGGAUUCAGAUAAUAUGACAUUUGAGACUUGUAGAGCAUCUCCUCGUCCAUUCGGCAAUGCCGUCUCAUAUGUCAACUCUGCAUUCUUGGCAAGGGUAUCAGAGGCUUCAUCAUCAGGGGAGCUUCUCAUUGAGGAUAUACGCCUGGCAUUUGGUGCUUAUGGAACCAAGCACGCUAUCAAGGCUAGGAAUGUUGAGGACUUCCUGAGGGGAAAAUCAGUGAGUGCAUCUGUAAUGCUUGAAGCUAUCAAGUUGCUUAAAGAUGCUAUUUCACCAUCAGUAGGAACCACACAUCCUGAAUACAGAGUUAGCUUGGCAGUCAGUUUCCUGUUCAGUUUCCUGUCUUCCCUUGCUAGCAACCAGAAUGAACCGGCAAGGACUGACCGUCUCAAUGGGUCUGAUACUAAUGGAAUCAUGAACGGUGGUUCUGAGUCCUCAUUGGUGAAGCAUGUUAAGGUUGACAUUGACUGUUUGUCAAUUCGCUCAAGGCAGGAACUGGUUUCCACAGAGGAAUACAAACCAGUUGGCAAGCCUAUCAAGAAAGCUGGUGCAGAGCUACAAGCUUCUGGGGAAGCUGUGUACGUUGAUGACAUCCCUGCUCCGAAGGGUUGCCUCUAUGGAGCAUUUAUCUACAGCACACAUCCCCAUGCUCGUAUAAAAGGUAUCAAGUUUAGAUCAUCUUUGGCUUCACAGAAGGUGAUAACGGUUAUUGAUGCAAAGGACAUUCCUAGUGGUGGGGAAAAUAUUGGAUCCACCUUCGCAUCAUUAGGAGAGGAAGCGGUUUUUGCUGAUUCGGUUUCUGAAUUUGCUGGUCAAAAUAUUGGCAUUGUGAUUGCAGAAACGCAAGAGUAUGCCCAUAUGGCGGUGAAACAAGCUGUCAUCGAGUAUAGCACCGAAAACCUUGAGCCACCAAUUCUGACGAUAGAGGAUGCUGUCCAGCAUAACAGCUACUUCCAUCCUCCCCCCUUUUUAGCUCCUAAGCCAGUUGGCGAUUUCAGCGAAGGAAUGUAUGAAGCUGAUCACAAGAUAUUAUCAGCAGAGGUGAAACUUGAAUCCCAGUAUUACUUCUACAUGGAGAUGCAAGCCGCCUUAGCUAUUCCUGACGAAGAUAACUGUAUCACCGUCUACUCCUCGGCGCAAAUGCCUGAGGCUACGCAAAGUGUCAUUGCAAGGUGCCUUGGCAUACCGUUCCAUAAUGUCCGUGUCAUCACAAGAAGAGUUGGAGGUGGCUUUGGUGGGAAGGCGAUGAAAGCAAUGCAUGUUGCAAGUGCAUGUGCAAUUGCAGCAUUCAAGCUGCGGCGUCCAGUUCGGAUGUACCUUGACCGCAAGACAGACAUGAUCAUGGCUGGAGGGCGGCACCCGAUGAAGGUGAAGUACUCAGUUGGGUUCAAGUCGGAUGGCAGGGUCACAGCCUUGCACCUUGAUCUCGGCAUCAAUGCUGGAAUAUCACCAGAUUACAGCCCAGUUAUGCCAAAUGCUGUUAUAGGGUCUCUGAAGAAGUACAACUGGGGUGCCCUCGCAUUUGACAUAAAGGUUUGUAAGACGAAUGUUUCAUCCAAGUCCGCAAUGCGUGCUCCCGGUGAAGUGCAGGGUUCCUUCAUUGCAGAAACUAUCAUCGAGCAUGUUGCCUCAGCGCUCUCAGCUGACACCAACACCAUCAGAAGGAAGAAUCUCCAUGACUUUGAGAGCCUUAAGGUGUUCUUCGGGGGCAGUGCGGGCGAGGCUUCGACCUAUAGCCUUGUCACCAUCUUCGAUAAGCUGGCCUUGUCACCCGACUACCAGCUCAGGGCUGCGAUAGUUGAGCGUUUCAACAGCGGCAGCCGGUGGAAGAAGCGUGGUAUUUCUUGCGUGCCAAUCACAUAUGCGGUGACUCUCCGGCCAACUCCGGGGAGGGUGUCCAUCUUGAACGAUGGUUCCAUCGCCGUCGAAGUUGGUGGAGUCGAGAUAGGCCAAGGGCUAUGGACCAAAGUGAAGCAGAUGACAGCGUUCGUACUGGGGCAGCUAUGCCCUGAUGGUGGCAAAGGCCUUCUCGACAAGGUGCGUGUUAUCCAGGCCGACUCAUUGAGCAUGAUCCAGGGAGGCUGGACCGCCGGGAGCACCACCUCUGAAACUAGCUGCGAGGCUGUUCGACAGUCGUGCGCUGCACUUGUUGAGAGGCUCAAGCCUAUCAAAGAGGACCUGGAGGCUAAGUCUGGCAUGGUGGCAUGGAGCUCCUUGAUUGCUCAGGCAACUAUGGCGAGUGUGAACUUGUCGGCGCAAGCCUACUGGACCCCUGACCCAACUACCGCAAGUUAUUUGAACUAUGGAGCAGCUGUUAGUGAGGUGGAAGUUGAUGUCCUGACAGGAGCAACCACGAUCCUCAGGAGCGAUCUGGUUUAUGACUGUGGGCAAAGCCUGAAUCCUGCGGUAGACUUGGGCCAGGUUGAAGGUGCAUUCGUGCAAGGGAUAGGAUUCUUCACAAACGAAGAGUACACAACUAACUCCGACGGCCUGGUCAUCAACAACGGGACAUGGACAUACAAGAUCCCAACAGUGGACACCAUCCCGAAACAGUUCAACGUCGAGCUCUAUAACAGCCCUCGCAAUCAGAAACAUGUCCUCUCCUCGAAAGCCUCUGGUGAGCCUCCCUUGCUCCUCGCAUCCUCGGUGCACUGUGCAAUGAGGGAAGCCAUCAGAGCAGCCAGGAAGGAGUUCUCAGUUUGCACAGGACAGGCAAACUCCCCGAUCACGUUCCAGAUGGAUGUGCCGGCAACGAUGGUUGCAGUAAAGGAGCUCUGCGGCCUCGAUGUUGUCGAGAAACAUCUCGAGAGCCUCUUGGCCGCAAAGGCGUGAAGAACCAACAGAAUCAGGAACUUAGCCUAGCUUCCCUCAUUUCAUUAGGAGGCUAGGAGCAGAUUACAUGGAAAAAAUGAUAGAAAUGUGAGAACGCAUUACUUGAUAAGCUGGCAUGUAGUUUGCCAACCUAUUAAUGAUCACGUUGGGUUGUUAGACAUGGGAAACUAUGCUUGGUUUUUAACUUCA
Messenger RNA from Lolium rigidum, 4251 nucleotides. Its product is annotated as indole-3-acetaldehyde oxidase-like. Lineage: Eukaryota; Viridiplantae; Streptophyta; Magnoliopsida; Poales; Poaceae. Gene Ontology annotation, molecular function: iron ion binding; FAD binding; 2 iron, 2 sulfur cluster binding. The transcript is spliced from 10 exons. The record is from RefSeq and is a predicted model, not a curated record. Bases 1 to 4062 code for a protein of 1353 amino acids.